Molecule: messenger RNA, 2985 nt
Organism: Monosiga brevicollis MX1
Lineage: Eukaryota; Choanoflagellata; Craspedida; Salpingoecidae
Exons: 16
Coding region: 1-2985 (994 amino acids)
Biological process (GO): regulation of transcription by RNA polymerase II
Molecular function (GO): RNA polymerase II cis-regulatory region sequence-specific DNA binding; DNA-binding transcription factor activity, RNA polymerase II-specific
Source: RefSeq, a predicted model, not a curated record
AUGGCCGACCCCAAGGACGCAGGCUCUUCGCGAGCUACUCCAACACACCGAACUCCAACCCCGACGGCAAAGAAAAAGUCGCCACCCACAGUCAAUGUCUACGGGCUCGCCAGUCGACGGGGCCGUGGUGCAAGACUCCCACCAGCCAAGCGGCCCUCCGCCAGUGGUAGCGCGGUGGCGCGCGGCGGCCUUGUGGGUCACGGUCAUUCAACGGCCGCCUCACACGCCCAGCAUCAUAAUAGCUCCAGCAGCUCGGGCUCAGGCUCGGGAUCGGGCUCAGGAUCAGGCUCAGGCUCGGGAUCAGGCUCGGGCUCAGGCUCAGGCUCGGGCAUGACAAACACGAGCUCUAGGGCUGCGUCCAGCUCGGCCGUGGCUCCAACGUCCUAUUCGGGCCCAAGUGCCAGCACCUACGGAAGUUCAUUAGGCUUAACGUCGGCCUCUGCAAUACUUUCAGCUUCUCAUCCCAACAGUGAUAGCGCAACCGCGGCCCUUUCACUAAACCAGCCCUACGAGGCACGGCAGCUGACCCAGCACCGUCAUCACUACGAUUCCAGACACGCUCACCCCCCUCAAUCCGUGCCGCGCCACACCAUGAGUCAACUGGCUAACAUGGCUCCCUCCACCUCAGCCGCGCAUCACAGCCAAGGCUAUGCGUCACCAGAUCUCCGGCGGCUCCAGCCUGCACAAACUUUAAAGCCCACGGCGCAUUCAUACGGCUAUGUGCCUGCGCACACAAGUUCGCGCCACUCUACUGGUCACUUCGCGCCAGGGCCGUCCUACGAGACAACUCACAGCGCCGCAUCAGCCCCACACUACAGUUCGCUGCCUGAACCGGCUGCUCGGGCUCAUGUUUAUGACGCCCAGCCUCGAGGCUAUGAUGCCCGCCCUCGCUUUGGCAUGAUUCGGGCCUCAGAUGGGGCCUAUCUGCAUGGCAAGGACUCGGGUUUUAGUGACUUGGACAACCCAUCGGGUGGUGUCACUGUCGUUCAGCCAGUAGAGCGAUUGAUACACGCCAACACGCCCGUGCACCCUCACCAACAUACCCCAAAGGACAGUCACGCGCCGCACAUCCGCUCAAUCUCCCCGCUGCCGCCCAGUACCAGCUCCGAAAGUCAGCGUAGCCCCUCGCCCUCUCCCAAGAAGCGUGGUUCCGUCACAAAAGCACCUGACAUCGUGGCUUGGAUUCAUGAGCACUAUGAGCUCAAGGAAGCCGCUUGCGUCUUGCGCUCAAGCUUGUACGAGAACUACGUCAAGUUCUGCGAGCUCACCAGCCAGGAACCCACCAAUGCUGCCAACUUUGGCAAGAUCAUCCGUCAACAGUUCCCGCAACUCAAAACGCGUCGCCUGGGCACGCGUGGCCAGUCCAAGUACCACUACUACGGGUUGCGGCUCAAGCCCACGUCAACCUACAAUGAGACCACUGCUGCACCGCGAAAGACCAAGGAGCCUGCCUUUAUGCCACUGUUUCCCACCGUGGACUUUCAGCUGCUGCCUGCCGGCACUUCGUCCGAUCAUGUGGCUCUCUUGUUCGGGGAGAUGCGCAAAACCUACGAACAGAUUUUGACAGCCGCUGUCGAAGGCUCAUACCAAAACGUUCACGAGCUAUACACAGAGUUCUGGGCCCGUUUACCAAGUCAGCUUCAGUACCUCUUCAGUCUGGGCCAUGUGGUCGAUUGCAUUUGUGCUUGCGACAAUACACUCUACACCACCAUUCUUUCAGAAGUCAUAUCAAAUAUCCUGACGCCGCUCAGUAGCGACGACAUUCGUCAUCUGCGCUUCCUAGCCAGUCAUUGGAUUUCUUGGGUGGAGCAGAGUGCGGCCUACAUGUCUCGUGCUGCUUUAUCCAAGCGUGUAGAGACCGCUCGUGUAUUUGUCAAGGCCAUUGAGCGACAGACGUCACUGAACCAUGUCGCCCAGGCGGCCAUCACCGUCUUCAACACCGACACAAUCACCGACCAAAUGCGCACCGAUUGGAGUCGCCUUGACUUUGAAGCUAUUGACAUGCAAGUCUCCAUGUGUUUGACACGUUCCAUCAUGCACAACAUUCACCGAGCCCGGGAUGUGUUUGCCGAGAUGCUGUGGCGGCGCACCCCACUAGAGAGCUAUAUCCAAUGGUUCUCCAAGCUUUUGGAAAACUGCGUCGGGGUCAAGAACGGUGAUUUAUAUCAAACCCGCGCCAAGCGGUUCAUCAUGAUCUUCAAUUACUAUACCAGCCUCUUGACGCGUGACCUACGCCGUCGAAAUGCUUCCAGCUUUAGCUCCUUCCACUUGGUACAGUUGGUAUUUGGCGAAUACCUGACCUUUCUAGUGGAGCGACGUUUGGCCAGUGAUCAUGCUGUCUUUCUUCGGCAACGCAUCACCAAGGCCCCAGACGCGGGGCCUGCCGGAACACUACCUUCUGCAGCAACCAAGGUGGCAGGUCAAGGCUCAGCUACCGCACACUUUCAAUCAGACUGGCGAUACUCCGAUCAAGCAACACAUGGGUUGAGUGCCUUCAUGCGGCCCACGGAGUCUGCGAGUGGAGCAGCCACCAGCCAAGCGUCAUCGGAUGUGGCGAAAAAUCCUUCUUUGGCGGCCUUGUUGACACCAUCCUUGCUAUCGCUCAACUCGUCCGAGUUCAUGUUCCCGGACUUUGAGCACGACUUUGUGCCGCGCGUCACGACAGCCCCUUCAACGCAGGCUCGCUAUGACAUGGGUCGACCAGGGGACUUCAACUAUGGUUCUGGCUCUGGGGUUGACCCGCUGGGUGGCAUAUUGGACCAUUUGCACUCGGACACCAUGUCCAAUAGCUCGGCCCUGCCCAACCUCGACUUUGCUCUCUCCGAUAUGCUCAAAGAGGCUGAGCCCAUUCUCACCGAGCACUCGCACACCCUUGAAGCCGCCUUCACGCAAGCCGGGGCCGACGAAUCGAGCCUUCUGUCCCUUCCUUCGCUACUGGUGCACGACGCGCCCGUCACCACUUCAACGGUUGCCCAUUCGUCCUGA